AUGCACCCGGAUUCCCAACUCGAGACCGCCGUCAAAAACGGCUUUGACCCAAAGAGCCUCUACAGUACAGAGUUGACGAAGGUCAAUGAGCCAGCGAGAACGAUUCUCGAGCAAUACAGCAAGAUUCCGGCGGAGAAGAUUUUGCAACAUGUGAAAGAUUUGAAAGAUCGUGCCUUUGAAGUUUUCCCUUAUGCCUGUAUUGGACAAGCCUCAUUCCUUGAGCUGAGCAUCGCAUCGUCCCCAUGUUAUCCUGAGAUGCUUGACCGUGUCAAGAAGGGAGACAGACUACUUGACCUGGGAUGUGCAUUUGGACAGGAACUGCGACAAUUGAUCUAUGACGGCGCCCCGUCGCAAAAUCUGUAUGGAACGGACCUUCGUCCUGAGUUCCUUGAGCUUGGCCUUGACUUGUUCCUGGAUCGCUCAUUUAUCAAGUCCCAUUUCAUCGAUGCCGAUGUCCUCGAUGAUAAAUCUGCUCUCGUUACUCAGCUGACAGGCGAGCUCAACAUUGUCUAUAUCUCCCUUUUCCUUCAUGUCUUUGACUUUGAAACACAAAUCAAGGUAGCCAAGAGGGUACUUGAUUUGCUUGCCCCGAAGGCCGGUUCACUCAUCGUGUGUCGGGUUGUGGCCUGUCGGGACCAAGCGAUAGCGAACGCCACCAACGCGCGCCUGCCAUAUUAUUACCAUGACUUGGCUAGUUGGAACCGGCUGUGGGAGCGUGUGCAGGAAGAAACGGGGCUAAAGCUAAAGGUCGACAACUGGGAACAGGAUGAUGCUUUGGCAAAGAAGCAUCCUCUAGAGGGCAUCUAUAUGCUGGGUUCAUCGAUUCGCCGGGAGUAG
Penicillium psychrosexuale is the source of this 837-nucleotide messenger RNA. RefSeq lists its product as uncharacterized. The record is from RefSeq and is a predicted model, not a curated record. NCBI's taxonomy places the organism in Eukaryota, Fungi, Ascomycota, Eurotiomycetes, Eurotiales, Aspergillaceae. The transcript has 4 exons. The coding region runs from base 1 to 837 and encodes 278 amino acids.